Morone saxatilis (striped sea-bass) is the source of this 2059-nucleotide messenger RNA. Its product is annotated as pyruvate dehydrogenase (acetyl-transferring) kinase isozyme 3, mitochondrial-like. Gene Ontology annotation, molecular function: pyruvate dehydrogenase (acetyl-transferring) kinase activity. NCBI's taxonomy places the organism in Eukaryota, Metazoa, Chordata, Actinopteri, Moronidae. Gene Ontology annotation, cellular component: mitochondrion. Gene Ontology annotation, biological process: protein phosphorylation; regulation of glucose metabolic process. The record is from RefSeq and is a predicted model, not a curated record.
ACGUUUAACUCCGGUCAGCUUGAAAGUGUUUAUCUGCUCUGAAUGUCUGCACAGUGUAGCUCCAGGAAGCAUUCUUGAGAGCGCACUGUUUGUCUGUCAUAUAACCUUAUGGACAUUUCUUCGUCCCGUCGCCGUGAGACCACCGGAGGGCCGCUGCAGGCUGGAAGUAAUGUGGACGCCGCUGAGAGAGGAGGACUGUCCGUGCGGUUGGCAACACUACCGGGGAUGAAAUGGUCGCGUCUUCACUGAAUCUCAUUCUCACGUUCACAUCCAGGCAUCACUGUUAGACUUUCAAAAUGAGGAUCCUGACGUCUCUGCUGAAAAACGCCAACCCCAAAAUCGAGUAUUACUCCAGGUUUUCGCCGUCCCCGCUCUCCAUUAAGCAGUUUCUGGAUUUUGGCAGGGACAAUGCUUGUGAGAAAACCUCCUACAUGUUCCUGCGUAAGGAACUGCCGGUGCGGCUGGCCAACACCAUGAGAGAGGUUAACCUGCUUCCUGAUAACCUGCUCAGCCAGCCCUCCGUCAGACUGGUGCAGAAAUGGUACAUGCAAAGCUUUGUGGAGCUGCUGGAUUACGAGAACAGAAAGCCAGAGGAUGCUCACGCUCUGAAUGAUUUCCUGGAGCUCUUGAUUGAGAUCCGUAACCGCCACAACGAUGUGGUUCCCACCAUGGCUCAGGGAGUCAUCGAGUACAAGGAGAAGUUUGGCUUUGACCCCUUUAUCAGCAGCAACAUCCAGUAUUUCCUUGACCGCUUCUACACCAACCGCAUCUCUUUCCGCAUGCUCAUCAACCAGCACACUCUCCUGUUUGGUAACGACACCAACCCUGCCCAUCCAAAACACAUCGGCAGUAUUGAUCCCACCUGCAAUGUGGCUGAAGUCGUCAGAGAUGCCUAUGACACUGCCAAGAUGCUGUGUGAGAAGUACUAUUUGGCUUCUCCUGAGCUGAAGAUUGAAGAGUUUAACAUGAAGGCCCUUAAAAAGCCCAUCCAGGCUGUGUAUGUGCCCUCUCAUCUCUUCCACAUGCUGUUUGAGCUCUUCAAGGUGAUGCAUGCAGCAUCGUGGAGCCUUUAUGAGAACAGUGCAGAGGGGAUAACACCAGUAAAGGCAAAAGUCACUCUGGGUAAAGAGGAUCUCUCCCAUAAAGGAGGAGAGUUCCUCUGAGAAGUAGACCGUCUGUUUAACUACAACUCCACGCCCCUACACCCAAGCCUAGAGCCAGGAGCUGUCCCACUGGCUGGUUUUGGCUACGGUUUGCCAAUUUCUAGGCUCUAUGCCCGAUACUUCAAGGGGACUGAACUCUACUCCAUGGAGGGUGUGGGCACCGAUGCAGUCAUUUAUCUGAAGGCCCUGUCCAGUGAGUCCUUCGAGCGCCUGCCUGUCUUCAACAAGUCAGCGUGGCGGCAUUACAAGACCAGCCCCGAAGCAGAUGACUGGAGCAACCCCAGCAAAGAGCCACGCGAUGCCAGAUUGUAGAUGAAGAAUUCAUCCUUUUCGGCUUCACUGUAAGAUUUCAUCACUGCCAAUGCCUUCGUAACCUGCCAGUCUCGCUGAGUGACGCUCAGUGGCAGACCUGCUGUAAAGACAGAGACAACGGUCCUCUUCAUUUAAAAGCCUCAGUUCAAUGUGUGGUCUCCCUGCAACUGAUAGUCACAUUUAAAAGCCAAUGACUGAACAAAAUUCCCACCUUUGUCAAAGUUUCAGUGUGUGAUUUAGAGGCCCGAGGAUGUUUGAUCUUCAGUAGCUGUCAACCUUCACUGUUAAGGACUGUUUCUGUACCUACAGUAUUUUAGAAAAUAUUGUGUACAUAACUAUUAAUAAUGUGUUUGCUGCCAGUGUGGAGUGACCGCUUUUCCAUCCUACUGUACCCACAGCUUAAACAGAUGUAUUCGUAUGCAUGAACUCCUCACUGUGGAGGUGGUCACGCAAAGAUAUGCAAUUAAUGCAACAUCAACAUACGUAUACCAAAAAGGUGAUAGAGCAGUCUAAUGACGUGAUCCAGCAUGAGAUCCGCCUACAUUGUCAAACCUGACAAUAAAGAAAAUUGCUGUUGUGUGCGA